This is a messenger RNA of Chrysoperla carnea, 2745 nucleotides long. Its product is annotated as SURP and G-patch domain-containing protein 1. Gene Ontology annotation, cellular component: nucleoplasm. The record is from RefSeq and is a predicted model, not a curated record. Gene Ontology annotation, molecular function: RNA binding. NCBI's taxonomy places the organism in Eukaryota, Metazoa, Arthropoda, Insecta, Neuroptera, Chrysopidae. Gene Ontology annotation, biological process: RNA processing. The coding region runs from base 127 to 2718 and encodes 863 amino acids. The transcript has 8 exons.
UCUUCCAUGGUUGUAAAUUGUAAUGCUCUGUCAAAAAUUAUUAAAAUAUGCAUUUGCUUAGCAAUAUUAGAUAUUAAAAUUAGUAUAAACAACAAAAAUAAAAGGUAAAUUAUUUUACAUGUAAAAAUGCAACGUAAAGGUGUUGUUGAUUUCACAACAACGCGAACUUCAAGAAUUGAUAGAUUCGCACAAAUGUCAAAAGUUGAACAAGUAAUCGAACAAAAGAAACGUGAAAUACAAGCAAGAUUACAAAAAAGUGGGCAAAGUGAAAUAAUCACCGAAAGUCAUUCAUCUCCGAACAAUAAUUCUCAAACUGCUGUUAAUCAACAACCAGUUAAAACAUCGAGUACUAGUGAAUCGGAGAAAUCUGUAAAAAAUGCAACAAAUUCGUGUAUAAAUAUUUUUUCAAAUGAUGGAUCUUUCCUGGAUCAAUUCAAACAGUUAAAUAAGGAGGGUACAUCAACAUCGUCAUGCAUUAAUAAUAAAAAGAAAUCUAAAACGGAAAAAAAUGAUAACGAAAAUUAUAGCCAUUUCGAUAAGCAUGAUGAAAAAAAGAAUAGUGAUCGUUCAAAAUCAAGUCGUUGGUCAUCUAGUCGAGAUAAAGACACCUAUAACAAUAAUGGAAAUUAUUCGAAUUAUUCCAAGCAACAGAGAUAUCAAGAAAAACAUUCAAGAUUUGACCAAUCUGCAAUACCACCAUUGAUGAGCCAACAUACUACUUAUUCAAAUCCCACAACAGUCUCAUCAAAUACAUUAAUAUCCACCAAUUAUCCACUACCUUAUUCGGGAACCUUAAAUGUCCCUCCCCCAUCACACAUUCAACAUUCUACAACACCACCUAUUCAAUUACAAAACAUUCCACCACCUUUACCUAUUCGUUUAAAUGAAAUUCCAAAUCCAAAACCGUUAGAGAUACAAAACAUUCCACCUCCAGGUCAAUUACACGAUAAAAAUUUAAUAAAUACUGAAGUUUUAAAAAAUAUCCCUCCACCAAAUAAGUCAAUACCACCGCCAUGCCUAAAUCCAUCCAAUUCAACAAAACCUGUGGACAAUAAUAUUGUUAAUAUUAAUGUUAGUUAUCCUCCUCCAAAUCCAAAUUCAUCAAUUCCAAUCGUGCCUCCACCAGUUCUAGCCACUCAAACAACUAUGCCUCCACCAAGUGCACCUUUAACAACAAUUUUACAUCCUCAAGGACAAUAUUCAAGUAAUACGCUAUCAGGUGUAACACAAGCUACUAUUCCUUCUUUAAUGAGUCAACCAGUAUUACCACCAGCUGGGAUGAAUGUUUGCAUUCAACCACAAAUAAAUUUACCACCACCACCAAUUGUGGCUUCAACAUCCACAUCUGUAAUACCAUCACUUUUAACACAACCUCCACCAAAUACGCAAAUUACAAAUUCAAUACCACCCAUGACGGUACCACCUCCAAAUAUAAUAUCUUCAACCAAAAAUAAUUCAGUCUGCCCCAUAGGAUCUGAAAGUUACGCCGCAAUGAGCUCCGUCGCUCGCAUGGUGGCGCAGUGUGGAACGAGCUUUGAGGAUGCUGUUCGUCAACGAAGUCAUCAAGAUCCUAAAAUGUGGUUCAUUUAUGAUAAAAAUUCAUCUGCUUAUCGUCAAUAUCAGGAGUUAGUGAAUCAAUUCAAAGCUGAGUUCAAUCAAUCCAAUGACAAUACUGAAUAUAAACCAGAAGAUUUAUAUGAAUCAGAUAACUUAUCAAAUACUGAUGAUCGAAGCAACAAUGACAGUGAAGAUUUGAAAAAGGAUAUUAGAUAUCCUUUAAAGGAUCCUAAUGAAAUUAAAAAAGAAAUACCAUCUUCCUCUUAUUCAUAUAAUUCUAAUUUUAGUACAUCUAUUAAAAAUGAAUCUCAAAUUAAAGAAGAAUCUGAUAGUGAUUCUGAUAAUGAAUCCAGUAAACGUCGAAAACGACGAAGAAAAAGUAGAUGGGGAAAUCAAUCAACAGAUGUGCCACCGCCAGUUAUUUCCCUUCCACCACAAGUAGCACCUAUAAAAAAUAACAUUGUUACUGGAAAAGAUUCCAUGAUGUUAACAAAAGUAACACGAAGCGAUCCUGCAUUACUUCAGUAUGCUGUAAAUACAUUUGGUACCGCAAAUUUAUCUGAAGAAGAUUGGCAAAAGGCUGAAGAUCAUUAUAAGAUAAAUUUGCUAUAUCAAGAUAUGUUACGAAAGCGACAAGAAUUGGAACGAUUACAAAAAGCUGGUAAAUUUAAGUAUGAAUAUGAUUCUGAUGAAGAAGUUGAUGGUGGCACAUGGGAACAUAAAAUUCGGAUGCAAGAAAUGGAAGCAACCAAAUUAUGGGCUUCUGAAUUAACUAAAAAAGCUGAAGGGAAACAUCACAUAGGUGAUUUUCUACCACCAGAAGAAUUGCGUAAAUUUUUAGAACAAUCUACAGCAGCAAAAGAAGGUCGCGAACCUGAUUUAUCAGAUUAUAAAGAAUAUAAAUUAAAAUCUGAUAAUAUUGGGUUCAAAAUGUUACAAAAGCUUGGAUGGUCAGAAGGUCAAGGAUUAGGAGUAGAAGGUUCUGGUAUUAUCGAACCUGUUAAUAAAGCAUCUCAACGAGAAACAAAUCAAGGACUAGGACUUACUACCGGUGAAAUAAAAGGAAAUGAUGAUGAAUAUGAUGCUUAUCGAAAAAGAAUGAUGUUAGCAUAUCGGUUUAGACCAAAUCCUUUGAAUAAUCCACGAAGGCCGUAUUAUUGAACUUACUAUUUUGUGCUUAUAUACGUU